Coffea eugenioides is the source of this 1305-nucleotide messenger RNA. RefSeq lists its product as uncharacterized. The record is from RefSeq and is a predicted model, not a curated record. The coding region runs from base 237 to 968 and encodes 243 amino acids. The transcript is spliced from 5 exons. Lineage: Eukaryota; Viridiplantae; Streptophyta; Magnoliopsida; Gentianales; Rubiaceae.
UUCUUCUUCAUUUUUUUUUUUCAGAUUUUUGGUACAACCAUCAACUUCCAGAGGUACAAACCUUAUUGUCUAUAAAGAAAUCGAGUAAUCGAUCAUUCGAUUCGUUUUCUAGCGCUGAGCCUCGCCCUCGAGCUCUUUCGUCGUCCUUCCCCAGAGUCCCAGUUCACAAAUUGCAAUUGACAAAAGAGUUGUACAAAAGAAGCAGAUAGACGGAAAAAAAAAAGCAAAAAAGGUUGAUGGGUGAGGAAGCGGAGCUGGAGAGGAUUGUGGCGGGUCAGGAGGAUAAGAUGACCGCCGAGGCCGGAAGCGGUAGCCGGGGAGAUUACUCUCCCCUCGACAACAGCAACAAGAAUUGCCAUCAAAAUGAAACAGAUAAAGAAGAUGCUGCCCCAGCCUCCUCCUCCGCCUCCUCACCAUCAUCGGAGGAUAAAAUUAGUGUGAACAAGGGGAAAUCUUGCAAGGGCUGUCUGUAUUAUUCUUCAACUUUUAAAUCCAAUUCUCGCAACCCUCUUUGCGUCGGCAUCAGCCGUUCCCUUCCCCAUGUACCUCGAUAUAUGGUUAGCCAAUCUGAGAUGGAGGCCUCUAAAGAGGGCAGAAGGCUUACGGAUUUUAGAUAUGCAUGUGUUGGUUACUCGGUUUACCCUGAUCGGAAAGAUCAUCCACGUGAUAUAAAAGAGGGAGAAACAGAACUGCCUGUGUGUGUUGGAAUUGAGGUUCUAGUGGAUAGAAGAGUCACUAAUGCCGGGACUACUCCUGCUCAUGUCCAUAACAAAGAAGAUGGUGCUGGAAUUCCACAACCUCGUCCGCGUAAACCGGCACAGCCUGCUGGGGAUGAGUUCUUAACCAGGUUCACUAGAAAUGCGAACCUGGUUGCCAUGGGUGUGGUGAAGAACAUGCGUAAAGUAGGGAACCGAAUAAAAGAGAGUGUUGAUGACAUUCUUUAUCCUUAUCGAAGACGCCCAAAAUAAGAGGCGAGGCGAGGCGAGGCUUGUUUAGCACGAGUAAAGCGGUGGAACCUUGGAGCCGGAAGUGACCUCAUUUAAAAAAUAAUAAUAAUAAUAAUGUAUGUCAUAUUUUCUGUAGUGUUGUAUCUUCCUCUCCAUUCAGCCCCUUCGAUUUUUCUUCGUGCAAUGUUGUAAAACUUAAACGCGGCUGCUAGGCCAGGGAGGAAAAUUUUCAGCGUCAGUUUUUUUUGCGUAUACAACUCUUGAUUAGAACAUCCGCAUCAACAACGCUUGGUUAAGCUAUUAUAUGAUCGGGGGCUAGUUUAUUUUCGCCUUGCGAUUCUGCGAGUUGAAUAAUGAA